Messenger RNA from Notothenia coriiceps (black rockcod), 310 nucleotides. RefSeq names its product von Willebrand factor A domain-containing protein 5B1-like. Lineage: Eukaryota; Metazoa; Chordata; Actinopteri; Perciformes; Nototheniidae. The record is from RefSeq and is a predicted model, not a curated record. The transcript has 2 exons. The annotation marks the transcript as partial.
CCAUGGUUCUGAUCCUGAAGAGUCUGCUGCCCGGCUGCCUCUUCAACAUCAUCGGCUUUGGGUCCACCUUCAAGCCCCUGUUCCCGACCAGCCAGAGCUACGAGGAGGAGAACCUGGUCCAGGCCUCUGAAUACGUCCGGAGGCUCCGGGGCGACAUGGGAGGAACCAACGUCCUGAACCCCCUGAUCUGGAUCCUCCGUCAGCCCUCCUUCAGAGGAAACCCCCGCCUCCUGUUCCUCAUCACUGAUGGAGCGGUCCGCAACACGGGGGCUGUCAUUGAGCUGAUCCGGAGCCAGGCCCGCUCCAUCAG